CUUAGAUGUUAAACCUUCAAUGAGCAGUCUAGCUGUGAAAACUUCUACAACAAUAUGUAUCUACAAUGUGCCAUCUGUCGAGAAGCCUACUUCCUUAGUGCAUCCGCAAGGAGCCGUCACCAGCAAAUGUGUUUGGCGUUGAACGACUACUUCACAUCAGCAGUAGCGAGCAACAAUGACAACAGACGAGAGACACACGAGGCAGCAAUUCAGACACCUCCACAGCAAAUUAAAGCAGUACCCAGUGGCAGUGGCUUGAAAAGAAAACUACCACCUCCAAAGGUGACUAAGCGUCCUGUGACUAGUGUAUUGUCAAGUCCAUCAUCACAUACAAGUUCAACAACAAGGCUGACGUGGUAUUUAAAAAAAGGUCUUCAAUCAGCCAAAGACUAUGUUAUAGAAAAUAAUGAAAACCUCUACAAGGACCUACCGCCAUUUAUUGAAGCUGCUAACGAAGUGGUGCUCGAUAUACUACAAGAUGAGCUGCGUGUCACCAAAUCCCUCAAGUACAACGUCGUACUGGAGGCCGUCUACUGCCAUCCUGAAGGACAUUGCGAACUUAUGAACUUCAAGACCACGUCGAGGCUUAUACACAGCGCCUGUGAUGAGCUACAAGAGCUGCUGAAGAAGGACGCCAGCAAACUGCUUCGUGAGGAGUCUGAAGCGCAGGCGAAAGGCAGUGGAUGGACUUUGCAUGAGGUAAAGAGCCUCACACUUAGACUAAGCAAAUUUUCAUAUGCAUUGCCUGCUGGAAGUGGCUAUCUGCCACUGCCCCCAAAAAUUGCUAAAAGGAAAUGCAUUUUAAAUGUAAAAAACAGCAAUGAUUGUUGUUUCAUGUAUUGUAUAUUAGCCAAAAGUCUACCUAAUAUACGUUAUGACUCAGUGCUUACUGAGCAUAGCUUUAGGGAGUGUGAAACACAUUACAACUUUGAUGGUAUUUCAUUUCCAACGCCCAUUUCACAAAUGAAAAAAUUUGAAAAACAAAACAUCAACACUAGCGUAAACAUCUUCGAACUGGACGAAAAUGCCCAUAUUACACCACUCAGGAUAGUUGAUGAGCAGCAAGACCAUUUUGAUCUCCUUCUCGUUAGAAAUGAUGAAGGAGAGGCUCAUUUUACGUUAAUAUUGAAUUUCACAAAGCUUAUGCAGCCACAAAUUACAAAAGGCAGCAACAAAAUUACAAUCUGUAAAAGGUGUAGCACCUUUAAAGAAAACAGGCGCUGUGUUUCGACACCUCAGCACUGGUUGAGUGAACAUUUAAUGCUCUGUGGAAAAUCAAAACCAAGUGAAGUGAUUUUGCCGGAGCAGCAUAAAAGCAAACUUAGAUUUGUUAGCUACGAGAUGCAAAUUGAAGUACCAAUUGUAGUCACAGCUGACUUCGAAUCAACACUAUAUCCAGUUCCCUCGACAGACAAUGCCUAUCAACGGCACGAGGCGAACUCGUUUGCUUAUAUCGUAGCAAGUAACCUUCCCAAAGAGCUGUUAGAGGAAGCUGAGAUAAACACCUCACCCUACAUACACAGAUCGGAAUCGGCUGCAAAAGAAUUCCUUUUACAAAUGCAGGAGCUAGCUGUAAAAGUGGAAAAGCUGUACACUAAAAAUGUGAGCAUGAUUGCAUUAAAUGAUGAACAACAGAAACAGCAUGAUGAAGCGACAAACUGCGAGCUGUGUGAAAUAGCAUUUGAUGAGACAUUGGUUCAGUCAAGGAAAUGCCGGGACCACGACCAUAUAACAGGUCAGUUUCGUUAUACCUUGUGCUCGUUGUGUAACACCCGCUGUCAACUUCCAAACUUCAUAGCAAUAUACUUUCACAACCUUUCUUCAUACGACGAAGCAUUCAUUAUUAAGAACUUGGCAGUAUUACCCAACAGCGAAAUAAAAGUGAUCCCUAGUAAUUCAGAAAGAUUCAUCAGUAUAUCGAUAAAGAUUGGGAGGAUGUGGCUUAGGUUUUUGGAUUCAUUUCGCCUAAUGGCGGACAGCCUUGCGAAUCUCGCUUCGUAUCUCACACCGACGGAACUCGUAGAGUCGUCCAAACUUGUGCCAGAACAGCAUGUGGAGUUGAUUCAAAGAAAAGGGAUUUAUCCCUAUGAUUAUGUAAAAGACUUUGCUGUAUUCAGUGAGGAAGCACUGCCACCACGUGAAAGCUUUUACAAUGCCCUCAAUGACUCGGAAGUUACGGAUGCAGAAUAUCAACAUGCCCAACACACUUGGAAUACAAUGAAAAUGAAAAAUUUUGGACAAUACCAUGAUUUUUAUCUGUUAUUGGAUGUUUGUCUUUUAAUGGACAUAAUUCAAUGCUUUCGCAAAAACUGUGUAGCCACAUAUAACAUUGACUGUUGUCAUUCAUUUACAGCGCCAGGUCUAGCAUGGCAGAGUAUGCUACGUAUGACUGGUGUAACUUUGGAAUUGUUGACGAACUAUGACCAUUUCUUAAUGUUUGAAAGUGCGAUUAGAGGCGGUUUGGUACAAUGCUGCCACCGCUAUGAAAAAGCCAACAACCCACUUUUAGAGAACAGCGAAGACUAUGAUCCAAACAAAGAAACCAAAUAUAUGUUGUAUUUGGACUGCAUAAACUUGUAUGGAAGCCAAAUGAAAAAACACCUUCCAACUGGAAAUUUUGAGUUUGUAAAUGAUGUUGAUGAUCUUAAUUGGUCAAACUUACCUGAAGAUUCGCCGUAUGGACUUUUACUAGAAUGUGAUGUCACAGUGCCAGAGCACUUGCACGAUCUAAUGAACGACUUCCCCAUUCUACCAGAACAAAAAGAUGUGGAUAAUCAGGGAAAACUACUUGCUACGCUUGAAGAUAAAAAACACUAUAUCGCUCACUAUACAGUGUUCCAGCAGGCAGUCAAAUUAGGCUUGAAAAUUACAAAAGUUCACAGAGCGUUGCGAUUCUCCCAGUCGCCGUGGAUGGAAAAGUUCAUCGACAAAAACACCACAUUAAGAGCUGAAUCUACGAAUGAGUUUUCCAAAAAUUUCUACAAGUUUAUGAAUAAUAGUGUGUUUGGAAAGACGUUAGAAAACGUGCGCAAUCGUGUAGAUAUUAGAAUAGUAACUUCUGAUGAAGCGUUCCAGAAGCUGUCACGUCAAGCAAGAUUUGUUGACAGAAGCAUUAUCGCUGAUGGUGUGAUCGCGGUACAUUUAAGAAGACAAAAGGUAGUAUUAAACAAGCCAGUCUAUGUUGGUUCAGUAGUUCUCGACAAAGCAAAAGUUCAUAUGAACUGGUUUCAUUAUAUGGUUAUGAAGAAAAAACUAGCUCCGCCAGACUUUGAAGUGUAUGUUAACUAUUCUGAUACUGAUUCUCUAUUAUAUACCAUAAUUACCAAGUUAAACCUAAAUAAUGAAUUGAAGGAAAGAUUGGGAGAUGUACUGGAUAGGUCAUGCUAUCCAAAGGAGCAUGAGCUGUGGCUGGAAGGAGCGAUUCCUCAAAUAGGCACAUUUAAGGAUGAAUGCAAAGGAAGACAGCUAUUUGAGUACGUAGGAUUGCGUUGUAAAAUGUACUGCUACAGGUUCAACUCCAGCCAACAGACAACGGCAAAGAAAAAGUGUAAGGGAAUAAGCAAACGCUAUGUCGAAAACAAAAUUUCAUUUGAUCACUACAAGAAGGCACUGUUUGAAGAUAAACAGUACAGAGCGACAUUUAACCAGAUAAGAAGCAAGACAUUUCAACUCACCUCUAGAACAGUUGAUAAACUCUCUCUGUCAGCCAAUGAUAACAAACGCAUAGUGUUGCAGGACAAAAUUAGAACUUUGGCGUAUGGGCAUUAUCGAGCUCGUCAAAAUGACGAUGGAGGAUCGUCAGAAUAUGAUUGUAGUCAGUCUUAG
Macrosteles quadrilineatus (aster leafhopper) is the source of this 3825-nucleotide messenger RNA. RefSeq lists its product as uncharacterized. Lineage: Eukaryota; Metazoa; Arthropoda; Insecta; Hemiptera; Cicadellidae. The transcript is spliced from 2 exons. The coding region runs from base 55 to 3825 and encodes 1256 amino acids. Gene Ontology annotation, molecular function: DNA-directed DNA polymerase activity; DNA binding; nucleotide binding. The record is from RefSeq and is a predicted model, not a curated record. Gene Ontology annotation, biological process: DNA replication.